Molecule: messenger RNA, 573 nt
Organism: Mesorhabditis belari
Lineage: Eukaryota; Metazoa; Nematoda; Chromadorea; Rhabditida; Rhabditidae
Source: the annotation of a GenBank genome assembly
AUGGGGCAACGCUUUUCAAAAGAUGAGGGAUAUGUUCAAGUAGUCAUUCUUGGACUAGAGCACGCUGGCAAGUCUUCAAUCCUUUAUCGUCUCACCUAUGAUCUUUUCAUGGAAGCAAUUCCAACUAGUGGAUUUAAUCAUGAAAAGUUCUGUCUUCAGCGAGGACCGGGACGAGGCUGUAAAUUUGCGGUUUGGGAUGCGAGUGGUAGUGAAGCUUCACAAACAGCUUGGAGCACCUAUUCGAAAGCUGCAGACGUCAUCUUGUUUGUUGUCGAUUCGGCUGAUUGCGAGAAGUUCAACAAAGCAAAGGAUCUACUGAAUACCGUUUUAGGAGCCGGCGAUUUCCCACCACAUGCAGUGAUCAUGGUGCUUGCAAAUAAGCAAGAUCUCACUUCAGCGAAAAAGCCCGAAGAGUUGUUUACGCUUCUUCGACUAAAAAAGCUACGUAAAAUCUGCAUUCGUGGUUGCUCGGCGAAAGACGGCACGGGUUUAGACGAUAUCUUCACACAUUUAUUUCUACUUUUCGAUCAUUCAAGAAAAUUGAAACGAUGCAAGACCGUGCAAGUGAUCGAA